AGAAUAGAGAGAUCGUGGUGCGAGUUUGUUGCCCGUUCUCGCUAUGUACUACCACUCGAGCUCGAUCCACAUAACUCCACGAACCCAACUCAUAAACCCCAACAACCCACGGCCUCUCCUCCAUUCCUUCUCUUCCUCUUCCUCCACCGCCGUCCGCUUGCCGCCGUCCACCGUCGACAUGAGGGCUCUCAUUUCCCGCGCCAAGAUGUUCGCCGGUAGCCCUAUCCUUACUCUCACCGCCGGGAGGACGGCUUCCUCCUCGACCACCGCGUCUCGCGCCUACAGCCUAAUCCCGAUGGUAAUCGAGCACUCCUCCCGCGGCGAGAGAGCCUACGAUAUCUUCUCGAGGCUACUCAAGGAGCGGAUCGUCUGUAUUAACGGCCCCAUCAACGACGACACCGCUCACGUUGUCGUCGCUCAGCUUCUCUUCCUCGAGUCCGAGAAUCCUUCCAAGCCUAUCCAUAUGUACCUCAACUCUCCCGGCGGCCAAGUAACCGCUGGUCUUGCUAUCUACGAUACCAUGCAGUACAUAAAGUCCCCAAUCAAUACAAUUUGCCUAGGCCAAGCUGCAUCAAUGGCUUCUCUGCUUCUGGCUGCUGGAGCUAAAGGCGAGAGGAAGUCACUUCCGAAUGCGACGAUAAUGAUCCAUCAACCAUCUGGUGGGUACAGUGGGCAAGCUGCAGAUAUUUCAAUCCACACGAAGCAGAUAAUUCGUGUUUGGGAUGCAUUGAAUGAGCUGUAUUCAAAGCAUACUGGCCAGAUGGUUGAUAUCAUCCAGAAGAAUAUGGACCGAGAUCAUUUCAUGACCCCUGAAGAGGCCAAGGAAUUUGGGAUCAUUGAUGAGGUGAUUGAUCAUCGACCGAUGAAUCUGGUUGCUGAUGCUGUUGCCGAGGAAGGCAAACAGAAGGGUUCAACUUCAAACUAAAAACUGGAUCAGGGAAUGGUGAAGUGUUUAAGCUUUUGAUUACUCUACUCUCUAUAAUGCACACGGGAAAGGUGAUAUACUUAUUGUGCCGGAACUCAGGCUUUCUUCUUCUUUUGUCAUCACCAUUAGGGGCAGCCGAUUCUUUUGUUCCAUAAGUUUUGUUGGUUAAGCAAAACUUGGAAUCCAGUCAGUCAAGCGUGUUUUUUAUAGGAACAGGCUGUAAGUUCAACUCUCGUUUCAGAAAUGUGAUGGAAGUCAGGCUAUAGUGAUUAUGGAAUCCAAGAAAUGUGAUGGUGUAGCCGCCAUUGAGGCUAACGAAAUCGAGUUUGCUCUCGUAUUUUAUGAACUUAAUCGCGUCCUCUUCGGGGUUUGUAGUCAGUUUGGUUCUUUCGCUUUUGGUUUGUGUGACUGCCAACAUGAAUCAGGCAAAUGAACUAGGCACCUAUGCGGCUUAUUUGGGUAUACCUCGAAUCUAGCCUGCAAUCAUUUGAUUGCAUGAUAUACUCCUUUCUACCAUAUUCUUUUGUCUUUGCAUUUCAGUCCCCGGUACUUGUUAUUGUGGACAACAAUCGUGAUUUGUCCUACUUAAAUGCCGGAUUUGGACGGUUUUGUUUGUACAUUUUUCGUCACAUAUUGGGAAGUCUGAACAAACAUUUGGAGGUUGUUCAUCGCCUCUUUGAGACGGGUAAAACUAGC
This is a messenger RNA of Linum tenue, 1621 nucleotides long. Lineage: Eukaryota; Viridiplantae; Streptophyta; Magnoliopsida; Malpighiales; Linaceae. The record is from the annotation of a GenBank genome assembly.